Beauveria bassiana ARSEF 2860 is the source of this 972-nucleotide messenger RNA. Its product is annotated as 2-nitropropane dioxygenase. Bases 1 to 972 code for a protein of 323 amino acids. NCBI's taxonomy places the organism in Eukaryota, Fungi, Ascomycota, Sordariomycetes, Hypocreales, Cordycipitaceae. The transcript has 5 exons. Gene Ontology annotation, molecular function: nitronate monooxygenase activity. The record is from RefSeq and is a predicted model, not a curated record.
AUGGCACCCUCCAAAUUAAAGGAAUGGUUUCCAUGGACCACGGCGCCCGUCAUCAUCAACGCACCCAUGAUUGGCGCCGCCUGUCCGGCGCUCGCCUCUGAAGUGAGCAAAGCGGGCGGCAUCGGCUUUAUCUCCUCCAUUGUCAACCUCGAGCCAGGUUCCCCCGAACUCACCAAAGCCCGCGACAACCUCGCCGAGGUCCGGCAUCUCCUCAACCAGCCGCCCCCCACCGGCAGCGUCGUCCACGCGGGCAUGAGCUGCAUCACCGGGCACGCCUCCGUCUCGCACUUUACCGACACCGUGCUCCCCGUCAUUGCGGCGCAACGCCCUGCGGCGCUGUGGCUCUUUGCGCCGGCCGACGCGACGACUCGCCCGCACGCGCGCAUCAUCGCCGCGGUCCGGCAGCAGCAGCUCCCGGGCCCGGCGCCGCGGGUGUUUGUGCAAGUGGGCAACGUAGCGGCCGCGCGCGAGGCCGUGCAGGACGGCGCGGACGUGGUCGUCUGCCAGGGAAUCGACGCGGGCGGGCACCAGUUCCGGCGGGGCAUGGGUGUUGUCAGCUUCGUGCCCGAGGUGAAGCGCAUGCUGCAGGACGAGUUUCCGGAGAGGGAGGUGGCGCUCGUGGCGGCGGGCGGCAUUGUCAACGGAAAGGGCGUCGCGGCGGCGCUGGCUCUAGGCGCGGAUGGUGUCGUCAUGGGCACUAGGUUUACCGUGGCGGAUGAGUCGAUAUAUCCCGACUUUCGCAAGGCGCAGGUUCUCGCGGCCACAGACGGCGGCAAGUCUACGCUCAAAUCGCCGUUCAACGACCAGAUGAACAACAGCGCGCUCUGGAGCCCGCUAUACGACGGGCGCGCGCUCGUGUCUGAGAUUCAUGAAAAGUUCCUCGGCGGAGCGACGCUGGAGGAGUGCCAGACGGCGCUGGCGCAGGUGUCGCCGCCGGAGGAGGCCGCCAAGCUGAUCAACACGUGGGCGUAA